Hymenoscyphus albidus is the source of this 3575-nucleotide messenger RNA. NCBI's taxonomy places the organism in Eukaryota, Fungi, Ascomycota, Leotiomycetes, Helotiales, Helotiaceae. The record is from the annotation of a GenBank genome assembly.
CGCCACCAAUACUUCCGUACCUACGAGGAAAUAUAUCCCUGCGGGCAAGAAUCAAGUUGGAUUGUUUUCAUCAUGUGACGAGUUUUCAGGAUAAAAACAAAACCCCCCACCGAGGAAUCUCCGCCCCUUCCUCCCUCAUCUCCCUGAAACGAUGUUCACGCUGACGAAUUGGGCAGGUAUGGAGUACCGAUAAGCAACUAACGAUGAGUGGCCCAGUGGUCUGUUUCGAGUUAAUGCCAAAAAAAAGUUCUCCAUUGUGAAAUUGUGCAAAGUUGGUUGUGGAUCAUCGUGAAUCAAAUCUUGUGUUUUCGAUUCUUGGGGGAUUCGUGGCUUGACGCCCGAUAUGUUGCCAUUUUUGGAACCUUUCAUGCUUGCUCGGCCUCGUGAGACGACAGAGGAAGAGAGGAAGGCCCAAGGAUCCGCGAGGUAUGGGGAAACAAGAUCUCUGCGACCACUCACCGUCGUCCUAAUCAUUUUUCCUCCAAACAUCGUCGGGUUUUGUCCGGGCGAGGUCCACCUCAACCAUUGGAAGCGAGCCGAAAAGGGAUGUUGAGAUUAAAGAAAAGUGCUAAAGUUGGAUUCAGAUGAAUAGCCUCAUCAAACACCCGGAAAUAGCAUCCCACGACCAUGGUCAAUCGUACGAAGUAAUUGGGCUCGCAAGUGCCAUUGCUCCCCAAGAUGAAAAAGGUCGCGAUUCCCUCAUGUUUUCGGCUUCUUUCUUUAUCGCAAGGUUUCCUCGCACCCGGUCCUUUUGUACAGUCCAAGUCUCUCAAGUUGCAUAGUUGUGCGGGUCUCUAGCCUCGACGGCACCAUAUCUUCAUACACUCUUUAGUCCCAAGCCAGCAGAGAUCUGAGCUAUUCCAGUACAGUACAUCAUACAAAUUUUGGCAAGAUCAACAAAGCUACGGCCCUUACUUAACUCAUACACCCAAACGGUAUACCCUUAUAUUCACACUCAUACAAGCCAUCAAAAUGCGAUCCUUCGCUACAAGCCUGGCCUUCGUGGCUGGAGCUUAUGCUCAAUCAAAAGCCUCGGCCGACGUCAACACCGGCAUUACAUUUCAAGCUUAUUCGGAUACAGCAGGUAGUGGAUUUUCUUUUGGUGCUGCGGUUCCAACAACUAUCGGAAGUGAUUUUAUUGGACAAAUUGUGAGAGCUUCCCCCCGGGUACAUGGAAACUCGCUAACGGGUUCUACAGGUUGCCCCCAACAAUGGAAGUGGUUAUGCUGGUGUUGCCUUGACUCCAUUGAUGGCAAACAGUCUUUUAGUUAUUGCAUGGGCCAAUGGAAAAGAUGUUGUCGGUUCAACAUAUACAGCUAGGUAAAAUAUAGAAGUUCCGUCUCUCCGGCAUCAACUUACAUCACCCCAGCGGAUAUACCUCUCCAACACAUUACAGCAAUGCCAGUGUAUUGAUCGAGCCAAUUGCGAAAGGUACAUUCACGAAUGGCACACACUUGUCAUAUACCUUUUUGUGCAAAGGAUGCGUUCAAGGAGGCAUUACUUCGUUCUCCUCCAGUGCCAAAGACAUCACUAUGGGAUUCGCCAUGUCUAGCACUACGCCAACUAACCCAACAUCCGUCGAGUCCGCUGGAUUUACCUUCCACAACAUUGGAUUUGGCAACUUCGGCCUUACCCUCGCGGGUUCCGCAGACUACCCAAAAUGGGCUUCAAUGGCGACCGCCGUUAGCGCCAGUCCGAUUUCAGUACCAGCCAGCGAUUUGACUUGCUCGACCAGAAAUGUAACCGCGACCGUUUCAAACUCAACCUACGAUUACAUUAUUGCGGGAGCCGGACCAGCAGGAAUUAUUGUCGCUCAAAGAAUGGCUGAGAGUGGAAAAUCCGUUCUCUUGCUUGAGGGUGGAAAAGCUUCUACGUUCGCUCAAGGAGGACGAAGUACCGUCAGCUGGAAUGACACCGUCACCCAGUAUGAUGUUCCUUCAAUGGCAUAUUACCUUUCAACGGCCUCAGAUACCUCUGAAUACUGCACUGAUACCGCUUCGCAAGCUGGAUGUAUUCUCGGUGGUUCAACUAUGGUCAACGCCUUGAUGUUUGUUCGACCACAAGCUGCUGAUUUCAACGACAAAUGGCCAACUGGAUGGAAAUGGGAUGAUGUUGCAGCUUCCGCCGCGAAGCUGUAUGAGCGGAACCCAGGAACAACUCUUGCAUCCAGGGAUGGCCAAAGAUACGACCAAGGUGCCUUCACGGCAAUGUCUUCCUUCUUGAAGACCAUGGGAUGGAGCCAAGUUGAUGCCAUUGAGUCUCCUAACGAAAAGACCAAUGUUUAUAGUUUCCCAGCAUGGGAUAUUCAGAAAGGUCUCCGUGCUGGUCCUGUCACCUCAUACCUCCCCCUUGCUCAAGCCGCGUCCAACUUCAAGCUUACUUUGAAUACCAAGGUUCUUCGUGCCAUCCGAAAUGGUUCUGCCAUCACCGGUGUUGAGACUCAAGAUUCCACUGGUGCGCGACAAAUCAUCAACGUCAAUGCCGGUGGGAAGGUUAUCCUCGCUGCUGGUACCAUGUCCACUCCCCGCAUUCUUAUCAACAGCGGUAUUGGACCAAAGGCUCAAAUCGACAUUGUUUCCGCUAGUUGCACCGGCAUCAAGCUUCCAGCUGAGGCUGAUUAUAUCAACCUUCCUGUCGGCGAAAAUCUUCGUGAUCACCCAGUUUUCACAUUGACCUUCAACAUCACGGAUAACUCCAAUGCCUCUACUUCCAUGGUAGCAUCGCAAUUCACAAAUCCAAGCACCACUGAUAUCGACCUCUUCGCUAAGGCCAGUGGACCUCUUGCGCAGAGCGGACAACGUCUCAACUUCUGGACCAGUCUCAACGGCACAAGCGGUACCCGUUUCUUCCAAGGAACCGUCAACUCCCCAUCUGCUGGUCUUGUACGUGCUAAAAUCUACCUCACCCACGGUUCCACCUCCAGCGGAUCCUUGGGAGUGACAUCCACCGGCUCAACAAAGUUUAUCACCGAGCCACUCAUGAACACCGACGAAGAUAAAGCAGCCGUCGUACAAUUUCUCGACUCAAUGAUUAACAGCGCUAAGAACUCAUCUGUCUUGAGUCUUGCCUCUCCCACCACUGGUUCGAAGUUGGUCUCAUCUUUCACCUCCGGUUCCCACUUUAUCGGCACAGCCAUGAUGGGAGCUUCCAACGAUGGGAAAUCGGUUGUUGAUACCGAUACCAAGGUUUUCGGAACUGACAACCUUUUCGUUGUUGAUGGGAGCAUUCAUCCUGAUUUGCCUACUGGUAAUACUCAGGCUAUUAUCAUGGUAGCUGCUGAACAUGCUGCUGCUAAGAUUCUGGCUCUUGGAUCUGGAUCUGGAUCUCUGUCUAAUGGAACUUCCACGGCUACCAACUCUCCUUCUGUCCCUGUAAAGAUUGGAAGUGCUUCGGCUUCUGUUUCUGCUGCUCAAGCAACCUCUGCCGUGCCAGCCGCUCCUACGCCAGCUAAGGGGGAUGACGCUUGCGCGUAAAUUACCAUUGUAUGGUACUGUUCCUAGUUUGAAAACCUAUCAUCUUCGCAUUCUUCUAUAUAUAUUAUUAAAUUCCCAGCACAUAGAUAGAUUGAUACCCAU